ACGGACAUCGAUGGGUCGGCAAUCUUACCCGCACGCGUCCAACCGCUGCCCAGAAGGUGCCACGGUGUGCCUUCCAUCAAGCAUUCUCGAUCAAUUCUUAUCCCGUUGACUGGAGCCUCCAGCUGCCGAAAGCCUGAAUUUUGCGGGCCCCAGCGGGGGGGUUCACGACUCAGACGCCAAUUUCAUUGAGCACCUUCACCAUAUCGCCAGAAGAUCAACCCUGGAGCGCGUCCAACUGCAACGGAAUUGGAUCGUGGUCUGCGCCUGCCUUCGCCAGAUCACAGAUACUCACAAUUCCCAAGAUGCCCGAGGAGGGCGAUACACGAGAGCGCCUCAAGGCCGCGCUCUGGUUCUCCAUUGGCAAGAUCGUGGACGAGGAAACCAUGAAAAGGCAGCGAAACGCCACGCCGCAGUUCAUCGGUGCCCUCACCGACAUGGUCUACACCCAGAUCGAAAACGUGGCAAAGGACCUGGAGAGCUUCUCCAACCACGCCGGUAGGACUACCGUCACGACCGAUGAUGUUCUACUCCUAGCUAGGCGUAACGAGGAUCUCCACGGAAUAAUCAAGCAAGUCGUCGACCAGCAAAAGGCCGAAAAAGCCGCUCAGGCCACCGGAAAGUCGAAGAAGUGAGCAUCAGCGGUCUAAGGACCGAGGCUUUACGUCUACGAGUAUCGUGAUGAUUUCAAGGCGUCUGGAAAUGAAUCGGCUUGGCUUAUGGGUGAGCAUUUUGGCUGUCUGGGGCCAUGGGCAUGUUUAUACAAUGUUUGUUACCGGGAUGAUUGACAAUACCCUAUCAGUACUUUUUUUUGUUGUAGAGAAGGAGAAAUAUGUGCCUUGCGUAGGGACCGCGGACCUCGUUGGUGUGGUCGAUGGAAAAGGUCUGCUUGCACAUGCUGCUAAGCCCCCACGGUUGAUAU
Messenger RNA from Gaeumannomyces tritici R3-111a-1, 919 nucleotides. RefSeq lists its product as hypothetical. Bases 303 to 632 code for a protein of 109 amino acids. NCBI's taxonomy places the organism in Eukaryota, Fungi, Ascomycota, Sordariomycetes, Magnaporthales, Magnaporthaceae. Gene Ontology annotation, cellular component: Fanconi anaemia nuclear complex; FANCM-MHF complex. The transcript has 3 exons. Gene Ontology annotation, molecular function: protein heterodimerization activity; chromatin binding. The record is from RefSeq and is a predicted model, not a curated record. Gene Ontology annotation, biological process: replication fork processing; resolution of meiotic recombination intermediates.